Messenger RNA from Aspergillus clavatus NRRL 1, 2724 nucleotides. Its product is annotated as putative PHD finger and SET domain protein. The record is from RefSeq and is a predicted model, not a curated record. The transcript has a single exon. Lineage: Eukaryota; Fungi; Ascomycota; Eurotiomycetes; Eurotiales; Aspergillaceae. Gene Ontology annotation, molecular function: protein binding. The coding region runs from base 1 to 2724 and encodes 907 amino acids.
AUGACAGAUACCUCCCCAGUCGCCAUCACGCAUUCAACCACGGAGCCUGAUCCGGUCACCGUUCCCUUGAACUCCCCCGCCCUCAACGGCGCUGUUUCCGACUCUGCCGUGCCGGACGAGGAAGAGCCGUAUACCAUCAAAUGCAUCUGCGCGUUCGAAGAUGACGAUGGCAACACGGUCUUCUGCGAAGGCUGCGAGACCUGGCAGCAUAUCGAAUGCUACUAUCAUGGUCGAGCCGUGCCGGACGUUCACAACUGUGUGGACUGCGAGCCUCGCUACCUGGACGCCAAGCGUGCCACCGAGCGGCAGAUACGUCUCAGGGAGCGCAACGACAGCGGUGACCGGAAAGCGAAACGGGCAGGGCUCAAGGGUCAGAAAAAGAAGAUCAGGGAGCCAGGCGAUCAGGUAAACGGAUUCCACCAUCGCACUGACUCGGGGGCGCGCGACCAGCCACCAGCAAAAAAGGUCAAAACCACGCAUCGCGCCACAGGUUCCGUCAGUUCCCUCCCAGGGACUGCACCGCUCCAGCCCGAUGCGCGUAAACGUACCGCAAGCUCCAUGAGUCCCGCCAAAUCCCUGGCCCCUGCUAUUUCUCUCUACUCGAAUGAAUUUUUACACCUCUAUGAUCGUGAUCAGCACCAUGCUCCAAUGGACAGCAACCUCUUCGUGAAUCUCCCUCUUGCCGCAGAUCUGGCCUCGUGGGUGACGGAGCCUACGGCUCUUGCUCGAGUGUCUCAUGGACGGUCGGCUCGGGAUAUAUUUACUUGGUCGGAUGCUGCACUGGAUCGGUCUCUGUGGCCGUCACUGUCCACAGAAUCCAUCACGGAUCCCCACGUCGAUAUUGACGGACGUCACCCGACAUGGAAGGUCCUUCGAACACGGGACAGUGUCGCAAAAGAUCAUAUUGUGGGUGAGAUUACUGGCAAGAUCGGCCUCCUCAGGGACUACUGCUUGGAUCCUAGCAAUCGCUGGCAGGAACUCCGCCACCCAGAGCCCUUUGUCUUCUUCCAUCCUCAGCUUCCCAUCUACAUUGACAGUCGGCACGAGGGCAGCAUCCUUCGCUAUGUGCGGCGCUCCUGUCGCCCCAAUGUGACUAUGAAGACCUACAUCACCAAUGAAGUCGAGUAUCACUUCUGCUUCGUGGCCAAGGAUGACAUUCCCGCCAAUUCCGAAAUUACCGCCAUGUGGUACCUGGAUCCUCAACUUUUCGAGUCGACUCAAGGCCUGGUGAAGCAAGAGUCAAGUGACAGCGUUCAGGAAGUUGCUGCCGGCUGCAUCAGCAACGUGUUGGCUAAUUUUGGAGGCUGUGCUUGUGAUCCUCCGUCCAACUGUUUGCUCGCAAGUGUGGAUCGCAGACGACAUCCGAAGGCUGCUCUUGAACCCAAACAGGCCAAUGGUAAGCGGAAAAAGGUCAGGACCAAAUCCAACGUCUCUCCUCCGGCGACCAAUAGUCGCGCGGGCAGCGAGACGACCAAGAACAUGGAUGAGGACGAGCAAGUAGACAGUCGUUCCGCCUCUGGUUCCACGCGUUGUCAGCCGCGCAGUCGGGAUCUGACUCCAACGCUGUUGCACCACGAUGGCGAAUCGGAGCUGUCGGCUCGCGAAAAGCGCAAGAUCGCGGCUGCAGAGAAGAAGUUCCAGCAGUUGGAACAUGACCAGCAUUUAACGAGUAGGAAGAAGAAGCGGCCUAGCGGGCAGUCCAACCAAGCAAUGGGCCAUGGCCAGCCUCGCACCGCCUCUUCCACCUCGCCGUCAGGAACCAUGGCGCGAAAGACUUCCGGCACUGGUCCCAUUCACGCGCGGUCCUCCCACGCACGUCCACAGUAUGUCGACUCGGCCAUCCAGACCGAGCCGGAUGCUGCGGAUGGACUGGGCACGUCUCUCAUGCCGCCCUCGCGACGUCCAAGCUUUGUACCAUUAACCCAGCGGUUGCUGAAACGCUGCCAUGCUGACCAUUUUCGGUUGGAGGCGGUCAGCCGACGACCGCUUCUGUCACCAUCGUCUCAAUCCGCCGUCUCUCCACUAUCUGGAAGCCCACACGGGGCUCUCCAUGCGCACGCCACUCCACCACAUCGGACGACGGCUGAGACUGAAGACGUAGACAUGCAGGAUCCCGACUCUCCAACCGUCAUGUCUUCUGGUGGACGCUCCCAGGGACGCGAGGUCGAAAACCAGGCGAGCCCUCUGUCAGCUACCAAGGGGAUGACCAAGCCUACUGUGCCACCUCCCUGGCCCUCUACUGCUGCCCAUAACGCUCCGGUACCAGGUCGCAUGACGAACGGCCAUCGUACAAGUCUUCAGGUCCCCCUGCCGCCCUCUGAUAUCACACCUGCUCCGGCCAGUGUCAGUCAGGGCUCGGCCACCCCGUCAACUGUGGAUUCCACCGCUCUCCCCAUGUCCGCUGCUCAUGGAUCGGGUGUGACUGCACCCAGUCCGGUUAAAAAGAAGCUGAGCCUCGGAGACUAUCUCAUCCGGAGGGGAACCCUGGCGGGCGACAAGAACCAGGCACAAUCGACUACUAUGCCUCCUCCACAGAAGCCUGCGUCGGAGCAGUCUCCUACCAGCCAUGAUUCAUCCACCGGGGUGAAUCCUCCCUGGCCCGAAGCCAAAGCGGUGGGGGAAGCCGAAUCAGCCAAGCGGGAAGGCCCCAGCGCACCGGACGUGACAAUGAAGGAUACACCAAGCUCUACGCAGACCUCACAUGUCUCAUCCCUCGCCCUGUAA